Messenger RNA from Saccostrea cuccullata (small rock oyster), 785 nucleotides. Its product is annotated as eukaryotic translation initiation factor 3 subunit K-like. The record is from RefSeq and is a predicted model, not a curated record. Lineage: Eukaryota; Metazoa; Mollusca; Bivalvia; Ostreida; Ostreidae. Gene Ontology annotation, molecular function: ribosome binding; translation initiation factor activity. The coding region runs from base 75 to 725 and encodes 216 amino acids. Gene Ontology annotation, biological process: regulation of translational initiation. Gene Ontology annotation, cellular component: cytoplasm; eukaryotic translation initiation factor 3 complex. The transcript has 8 exons.
AUCAAUGAAGUUAUUCGUUAUUCAAGUGUCUAAAAGACAUUGAUGCUGCACAUGUCACCGGUCUAAAACUGAAGAUGGCAGAAGCAAUGAGAGCAAAUGUUGCUGCCUUACUGAAAGGAAUAGACAGGUACAAUCCGGAAAACUUGGGAACCUUGGAAAAGUAUAUUUCAAUGCAAGCACAAGAAGGAACCUAUGACUUAGAGGCUAAUUUGGCUGUCCUUAAACUAUAUCAGUUUAAUCCCAUGCAUUACCAGACUACUGUGGCAUGUCAGAUUUUACUGAAAGCUCUCACGAACAUGCCUCAUACAGACUUUACUUUGUGUAAAUGCUUGAUUGAUGCUGUCAGGCAUGAUGAAGAGCCGACAGCACAAGUCAUGAACCUUGCACACUUGUUGGAGACGUGUCAGUUUAGGGAAUUCUGGGGGGCUUUGAGAGCAAAUCCUGACUUAACCUCCAAUAUCAAAGGAUUUGAUGAUUCUGUGAGAAAAUUUGUAUGUCAUGUAAUAGCAGCAACCUACCAGACAAUACCAUCAGAUCUGUUGAAAGAAUUACUGGGAGAUAUUCCAGAGGACCAGGUCCAGCAGUGGAUUAACAAAUAUGGCUGGAAGCUUCAGGAAGACGGGAAUGUAUUUAUCAUGAACCAGGAGGAGAACAUCAAAACAAAGAAUAUCACCGAGAAAAUCACGUUUGACAGUGUUGCAGGCAUCAUGGCAAAUUGUCGGUGAUGUAAAACAGAGAACAUUGUCAUGAACACUAUUAUACAUAAAAACAGAUUGUGCAUCUCA